AUGACAUCCGCCUCAACAAUUCUGGCAACGUGCAAACAGACACGGUUCCAUCUGCUAGAUGACAAUCCUUCGAAGGAGAUUGAUGUAGAUGGACUGAACAUCAUAGUCACAUUAUCCGCCCCCGAAUCCACGGAAGAUGCAUCGAAAUCAAAGACCAAAGGGAAAUCAAAGGCCAAGGCUGCAGGGAGAGAGCUCAUCUCAGACGCCCACCUACGACUCAAGGCAGGCGUUCACUAUGGGUUGCUAGGUCGAAAUGGAACUGGGAAGUCUACGCUCCUCCGGGCAAUGGCAGAGAAACUCAUUCCUGGCAUCCCGCAUGCGACGCGCAUGGCGAUUUUGCAGCAGACGGACGAACAAGAUGACAAAACUUUUGGUGAAGAUCCUAAUCAGGACAAAACUGUUCUGGAAGCCGUUCUCAGCAGCGAUGAAACAAGGAACGAGGCUGUUCGGAUGGCGGAGUUCCUAUCGAAGAGUUUUGAGACUGAAGAUCCAAUGCAGCCCGUGCGGGCAAUUCGCAAAAUCCGACACCAGAAAGCAGAAAAGCAUCUCUUUCUAGCACACAAAAACGCAAGCCUGAAAAGCGGUGCUCGAGGUCUACAAGCAAGGAAAGACUUGAAGGCUGCCGAGGGGAAGCUCGAGGCCACAUCAGAAAUGUUGGCACAGGAUUUAGACGCCAUCGAUGCGGAUAUGGUCCAGUCGGAUACCCAAGCUGCCGUCGAAACAUUACAAAAUUUACAGUCUCAACUCGAAGAUAUGAAACUUGCCGAUAUGGAGCAACAAGCUCGUCGUAUUCUCCUUGGUCUCGGCUUCAAAGAAGACGGAUUCGGGAAGAAAGUUUCGACGCUCUCAGGUGGUUGGCGUAUGCGAUGUAUGCUAGCCAGCAUUCUUGUUCAAGACCCCGACAUCAUGAUCCUCGAUGAGCCAACCAAUUUCCUGGAUCUUCUGGGAGUGGUGUGGCUGGAGAACUACCUGAAACAGCUCCGCGACACAUCAGAGACAACCAUCGUCUUGGUUUCACACGACAGGGAUUUCAUCAAUGCUGUCUGCGAGGAGAUUGUCAUCAUCCGAGACCAGAAACUGACGUAUUUCCGAGGGAACCUGUCUGCAUACGAGCAAGAUUUCGAGGAACAGAAACUCUACCUGGGGCGCAUGAAGGAGGCUCAAGAGCGUCAGGUUGCACAUAUGGAAGCUAGUAUCCGGGAGAAUAUCAAGAUUGGAAAAAAGACCAAUGACGAAAACAAGCUGAGACAAGCUAAGUCGCGACAGAAGAAAGUUGAUGAUCGGAUGGGUCUCCAAGUCAGCGCGAACGGGGGGCGUUUCAAACUGAAUCGUGAUCUAGUCGGAUUUCAUCUCCAGAGUCGAGCUGAGAUCGACGUUCCGACAGAUGAAAAGGGCGCGACUAUGAGUUUGCCUGAUGCGACGGAGUUGCGGUUUCCCGGGCCGUUGGUAUCGCUUGAGGGUAUUGUUUUCCAGUACAAGAAAGCCGACCGUGUCAUCCUGGACGACGUGAACUUGGUCGUUCAUCUGGGUGAUCGUGUCGGGAUUAUGGGUCUCAAUGGUUCGGGGAAGACCACUCUGCUCCGAGUUCUGACGGGACAGCUAUCUCCUUCCAAGGGCAAAGUGUCAACUCACUCCCGGCUGAAAGUGGGUUACUAUAGCCAGCAUUCCGUGGAAGAACUGCAAGAGCGUGGCCGAGGCGAGCCUAGCUUAACUGCACUGGGAUUAUUAACGAUUGAAACCGAAGGAUCCCUGAAUGAAGGUGCUAUUCGAGGUCUACUUUCUUCAAUGGGGUUAGCAGGUCGUAUCGCAUCUGAUGUCCCUGUUGCCAAACUAUCAGGUGGACAAUUGGUCCGCCUUGCAUUAGCUCGAAUCGUCUGGAGCGCACCACAGCUUCUCAUUCUUGAUGAAAUCACUACGCAUUUAGAUUUCUACACUGUCACUGCAUUAGCUACGGCUAUCUCCUCAUUCAACGGUGCUGUGCUUCUAAUUUCACACGAUCGUUUCCUUGUUCGAUCUGUGGUCGAGGGCAAGCGAGACACUGAGCACAAACUGGACGAAGAUUUCGAAGGACUAGAGGAGGAAGAGACUGAAGAAACGCCAAGGCGACGGGCUACUCGCCAGUGGGGCAUCCAGACUCGACUCCAGAGCACUCGCGCCGCAUCAAGACCUAACGCCACCGUCACCUCCCCCGAAUUACCACCUCCGCACACAUCAACCGAAUCCUCUAAACUAUCAAAACUCAAGUCUGCGAAGCCCUUCUCCGAUUUCCUCACCGAUACCUUCAAUCGCCAACAUGACUAUCUGCGCAUUAGCAUCACGGAACGGUGCAAUCUUCGGUGUCUGUACUGCAUGCCCGAAGAAGGUAUAGACCUCUCGCCCUCUGCGAAACUGCUUACGUCCCCGGAGAUUCUAUACCUGUCCUCGCUAUUCGUCUCACAAGGCGUCACUAAAAUUCGAUUGACGGGCGGGGAGCCGACGGUCCGCAAAGAUAUCGUACCGUUGAUGCAGGACAUUGGCAAGCUGCGACAAAAUGGGCUUCGGGAACUGUGUUUGACAACCAAUGGGAUCUCAUUACAUCGAAAAUUGGACCCGAUGGUGGAGGCUGGGUUGACCGGAGUCAAUCUCAGCCUGGACACGCUGGAUCCGUUCCAGUUCCAGAUCAUGACAAGACGCAAGGGAUUCGAUGCUGUGAUGAAGAGCAUCGACCGAAUUCUGGAAAUGAACAAGGCAGGUGCGGGGAUCAAGCUGAAGAUCAAUUGCGUUGUCAUGAGGGGAAUGAACGACCGAGAGAUCCUUCCGUUCGUGGAACUGGGCCGCGAGAAACCGGUCGAAGUGCGCUUCAUCGAGUAUAUGCCUUUCGGCGGGAACAAAUGGAACCAGGGAAAGAUGUUCUCAUAUCAGGAGAUGCUGGCUGUCAUCCGAGAGAAGUAUCCCACAUUCGAAAAAGUGGCCGACCACAAGAAUGAUACGAGUAAGACAUACCGUGUUCCUGGCUUCGAAGGCCGCGUGGGAUUUAUCACGAGCAUGACACACAACUUCUGUGGUACCUGCAACCGGUUACGCAUUACUAGCGACGGAAAUCUCAAAGUCUGCCUGUUCGGUAACGCCGAAGUUUCCUUGCGCGAUAUCAUCCGCAAGGAGAACGGUGGGAACCCAAUUGACUUGGACGCAAUGAACAACCUGAAACUGUUGGAAACAGUACAAACUGCAGCACGCCUUAGUGAUGAAGGCGGCUUGGUGAAUGAGCGAGAACGUGAGAUUCUUGACAUCAUCGGUAUGGCAGUGAAACGAAAGAAGGCAAAACACGCCGGCAUGGCGCAACUGAAGGAUAUGAAGAACCGCCCUAUGAUCUUGAUUGCUUCCCAGAGUCGUCUAUACCACUCUGGGCGCUCUAAACCAGAGACCGAAGACCGUAUUCCUCGCCCAUCCCCCUCCCUACCUACCACCUCAGACGCCGACCUCCCUCACCUCACACCAUCCAAGACCGUACACAUGACCCAGAUCACCGAAAAACCCGAAACAAAACGCGUCGCUACAGCCGCCUGCACCGUCUCCUUCUCGAACCCACGACCCUGGGCAAUCCUCCGCGAAGGCCAAACCACACACAAAGGCGACGUCUUCAGCGUUGCCCGGAUCGCGGGUAUCAUGGCCGCAAAAAAAACGCCUGAUAUCGUGCCCCUUUGUCAUCCCGGGAUCGGCAUUACUGGGGUCGAGGUUAGCGUGGAACUAGUUGGGCCUGCGCAGGACAGGGAUCAUGGUGCUAUGCAUGUCGUGGCGUCGGUCAGCUGUUUUGGUCGUACAGGGGUGGAAAUGGAGGCUAUGACAGCUACGAUGGGUGCAGCUUUGACGGUUUAUGACAUGCUGAAGGCUGUGGAUAAGGGGAUGGUUAUUAAUUCUGUUAGAUUGUUGGAGAAACAGGGUGGAAAAAGUGGGCAUUGGGUACGGGAAUAA
Molecule: messenger RNA, 3951 nt
Organism: Penicillium expansum
Lineage: Eukaryota; Fungi; Ascomycota; Eurotiomycetes; Eurotiales; Aspergillaceae
Product: Molybdenum cofactor synthesis C-terminal
Exons: 9
Coding region: 1-3951 (1316 amino acids)
Biological process (GO): Mo-molybdopterin cofactor biosynthetic process
Molecular function (GO): 4 iron, 4 sulfur cluster binding; cyclic pyranopterin monophosphate synthase activity; ATP binding
Source: RefSeq, a predicted model, not a curated record